UCUGCAUUUAUACAUGAUUUCUGAUUUCUAUUCUGUUUCUAUUUCUUGUUCCUAUUGCCUGUUGCCUGACAAUUGUGCAAGAGGCUUUAUUGCUGAAGAAAUUUUUGGGGCUAUUUAUUUAAAAGAAGAAGAAGAAGAAGAAGAAGCUGAAGAUUAGUCUCAGGUGUCAGCAUUGAGGAAGAUAUAAUUUUUGAAUGACUUACAAAAUGAAUCAGGAAAAUGCGAGCGAGAACACCGAGGACCGUACAAUUAAUUGCGAUGCAGAAAAUAAAUUGACGCAAGUUGAAAAAGAACUUGCUAAGGCAAAAGUUGAAAAACUUUGCAAAAAGGCUAAGAGAGGAAUAAUUUAUUUGUCCACAAUUCCGAAAUAUAUGAACAUCACGAUGAUCCAGGAGAUGUUUUCUGCUUACGGUAAAGUGGGCAGAGUGUAUCUGCAGCUGGCCGAUAAUGAGAUACAAUCGGUGAAACGUAGAAAAAAGUCCAAGAAAGCAAUUAAGCACUUCACUGAAGGCUGGAUAGAGUUUGAAAGUAAGAAAGUGGCAAAAUUUGUAGCGGAGACAUUAAACAAUACUCAAGUAUCUACGAGAAAGAAAAGCAAGUUCUACGACGUUAUGUGGAACAUAAAGUACUUGCCUAGAUUUAAGUGGAUUCACUUGAGUGAACGUUUAGCUUAUGAACGUGCAGUUCAUAAACAAAGACUUCUAACAGAAGUAGCACAAGCUAAGAGAGAGGUUAACUUCUUCUCGUAUAAUGUAGAUAGAAGUAAAAAGCUGCGAAAGAAACAUGAACAAGGGAAAGAGACGACAUUUGAAUUGCCUGAAGUUAAGCAAAGAGAUACUGAUAACGAGAUAAGAAACAGGAAAGCAAAGACACAUAUAGAAGACAGAACAGAAUUUUUUAAAUCGAUAUUUGGAUAAAGUUUACAAACAUCAAAAUAUCAUGCAAAAGUGAAAAAGGAAUAUCUACUAAUAUACUAUGUUAGAAAGAAGUGAUAUGGACUUUUUUACUUUAAUCAAGAUUAAUUUAUAAAAGAGCAUUAUUCAUCAUCUAUAUACAAAAGGUAAAAAAAAUAUUUUAUUUGUUUGUUACAUAUGAAUUAAUAUUCUGGUAUUCUGGUAAUUAUAUUCUGGUAUUAUUACAAAAGACUGUUUAGGAGAUUGUGGAAAUAAUAUUCAGCAAACCAUUUUUACAAAAGAAAAGUAGGUGUGGUUUGUUACUCUGAUGAAGAAUCUAAGACAUCAUUAGAAUUAUAUUAUAUAAGUUUGUUCUAUUGGUCCUAAAACAUCCUGUACACGCACAUAUAUACACUUUUGUUUCUUGUUUUUUUUUGUAAUUGUAUAAACUUAUUUGUUUAGAUCUAUGUAUGAAAUAAAUAGAUUUGUUUCAAUAAUUACAGAAAACAAAAAUGUUAUGGAUUAUAAUCGUUGCUCCAAAACAUGGUGAAUUUUUGGAGAAUUUUUGCACCUAAAUAGUACAAUAAACUGUUAUACUUCACAACAGAGUUAUAAAAUGCGAAAAUAUUGCCAAAAUCUACAUUUAUAAUCAUUAAGUAUAACAAUAUUUUAAAAAGAAAACAGCAUGUUUUCUUCUCCAUUUUUCCUUCUCUAAUAUCAAAUCUUCGUCGCUAAUAUUGCCACCAAAAUUGAAAUAAAUCUUAUUAUCUCUUAUCUGAUAAUGAAUCCUCUUUAUUAUCAAAUAAACCAUUUUGUUACUAUUUCUUAAAUUAUAUCUACAUAUUACAUACGUGUGCGCUCGGCACUCGGUCAGCUUCGGGCGGUAGAAGAGCGCAGACAUACACUCGCUGUCUUUUUCUUUCCCUAUAGCUAUAACUAUAGCUGAUGUGCCAUGUGGCCAUAUGUAUAUCUCGAGAUUCUUGAGAAUCGCGUAUAUUCCAAGUAGCCACGUAUGUGUAAGACCGUGCAAGUAGCAAAAAAAUAUUUUUUAAACGUUUUUAAAAACAUUUUUAGCAAUGAAAAAA
This is a messenger RNA of Temnothorax curvispinosus, 1978 nucleotides long. Its product is annotated as activator of basal transcription 1-like. The record is from RefSeq and is a predicted model, not a curated record. NCBI's taxonomy places the organism in Eukaryota, Metazoa, Arthropoda, Insecta, Hymenoptera, Formicidae. The transcript is spliced from 4 exons. Gene Ontology annotation, biological process: endonucleolytic cleavage in 5'-ETS of tricistronic rRNA transcript (SSU-rRNA, 5.8S rRNA, LSU-rRNA); endonucleolytic cleavage in ITS1 to separate SSU-rRNA from 5.8S rRNA and LSU-rRNA from tricistronic rRNA transcript (SSU-rRNA, 5.8S rRNA, LSU-rRNA); small-subunit processome assembly. The coding region runs from base 195 to 917 and encodes 240 amino acids. Gene Ontology annotation, cellular component: nucleolus. Gene Ontology annotation, molecular function: RNA binding.